CUGAGUCAGACGCAGGAGAUGUUGAAGGAUCAAUUAUCCCUCGACCAGCCACUGCAUUCCAGUACGGAUUGAUCAAAAGAUAAUCAAGUGUCAAGAAAUCUCGAGAAGAAAACAGACUGCGCACUUGGCGGGUGCGCCCAACUCGAGUGGCCUCGAACCCGCGAAUGCCAAACGGGCCCACCUGAGCGGCCUGACUGACCGCGGAGGAGAACAAUGGCUUCUGCGGCAUCCAUGGCAGUUGUCAUCUCCAUUCAUGACCAAGAACAAUCACAACGACAGUUCCUCGCCCAUUAAAGAGUAGUCCUACAAUCCAUGCCGAUCGUCGUCGCCGCCGCUGGGAAGCCGCGUCGCAAAGUUCGUUUCUCCUCCAACCAAACUUCCAGCAAAAGCGCCAGGUCGAGUAGCCGUCAGCCAUCGGCGCCUACUGCAAAGAAACACACCAUGUAUGAACCCCAGGCCCAUCCGGGGGUGCCUGCGUUGUAUCAGGAGUUGCCACGACUUCUGGAUGCCUUGUGUACGGAGACUUCUGAGCUGCAGCAUGAAACCGUCGAGAAAUGUCUGCCUUUUUUGAAGGGCAUCCACACCAGCCAGGCCGGUCCCUUUAACCGAUACGGGGUGCCAUCGCUAAAGCAAGAUGACCACAUUGGUUAUCUCUACGACUCGCUGGAAGAGUAUCCCGCGGGCUUCGCGGGCAUGGAUGCUAGCCGGCCCUGGAUGGUCUACUGGGCGCUAGCAGGAUUAUGUUUGCUAGGAGAAGAUGUCACCAGAUUUCGUGAACGUGUCAUUUCUACGUUUUCGCGCAUGCAGAAUCCUACCGGAGGACUGGGCGGAGGGCACGGGCAACUGUCCCACUGCGCGUCGGGUUAUGCGGCAGUACUUUCUCUGGCGAUGGUCGGAGGCGAAGAGGCAUUCAACCUGAUCGAUCGGGAUGCGAUGUGGAGAUGGUUGGGAAAAUUGAAACAGCCCGACGGUGGCUUUCGGGUCUGCGUGGGCGGGGAAGAAGACGUGCGAGGCGCCUACUGCUCGAUGGUGAUCAUCGCGUUGCUGGAUUUGCCACUGGCUUUGCCCCCGGAUGCCGAAGCGCGGCAACACGGUUUGGAAACCUUUGCCAGUGGCCUCCCGGAGUAUCUUUCGCGAUGCCAAACAUUCGAGGGUGGUAUCUCCGGCAGCCCCGGCGCUGAGGCACAUGGCGCCUAUGCAUUUUGUGCUUUGGCAUGCCUGUGCCUUCUGGGCCAACCAGAAGUGACGGUGUCCAGGUGCAUGGAUGUUCCUUUGCUCCUGUCCUGGCUUUCUGCGCGCCAAUACGCCCCCGAGGGAGGGUUCUCGGGACGGACCAAUAAACUGGUCGAUGGAUGCUAUAGCCACUGGGUGGGCAGCUGCUGGCCAUUGCUCCAGUCCGCGCUGGACGGGGUCCAGUCCGCUGCAGACCCGCGGGCCACGGCGGGCAAUCUCUACAGCCGUGAAGGAUUGACCCGAUAUAUCCUUGGUUGUUGUCAGUCCAAGCAUGGGGGGCUCCGUGAUAAGCCCGGAAAGCACCCCGAUUCGUAUCACACCUGCUACACGCUGACGGGCUUGAGCACGGCCCAGCAUCGUCAUUACCAUACGACGUCCAGUGCGAGUUCCAAUGAGGUGUUUGCGUCGGCGUUUUCCUGGAAAUGGAGGGCGAUCCCGGCCUCGGAGGAUGUGGCCUCCGACCAGAAUGUAUUCGACGAGAAGGACCGCUUGAGGGCGUCUCACCCGAUCUUUGUGAUUCCGCAUGCGGCCGCCGAGAGCAUGCAUGUAUGGUGUCAACGACACCCAGUGAGGACGGAGUAGAUUGAGCCAAGACCGGGGGAAUAAAAGCACUUUUGUACAGUACGACGCAUGUAAUGAUGCUAGUUACACUGUAGAUGGCAUGCCACGCGCUGAAGCAGGAUGAUUUUAGUGUGAGGAUUCGGUGAGUGGCGUUGAGGGAUGGGGUGAUUGACUUGGUGCGACAUGACACUCGGCGGAUUCUCUGCUGUCCUCGACUUCGCUAAUUCUAAACUCUUUGAUACGGCUGGCGAUUACUGAUCGGGAUACUGACAUCCGCUUCCCCAGCCGAAGGGACUGGUAAGAAUGGAGAAUAAGAC
Molecule: messenger RNA, 2111 nt
Organism: Aspergillus ibericus CBS 121593
Lineage: Eukaryota; Fungi; Ascomycota; Eurotiomycetes; Eurotiales; Aspergillaceae
Product: CAAX farnesyltransferase subunit beta RAM1
Exons: 7
Coding region: 442-1815 (457 amino acids)
Biological process (GO): protein farnesylation
Cellular component (GO): protein farnesyltransferase complex
Molecular function (GO): protein farnesyltransferase activity
Source: RefSeq, a predicted model, not a curated record